Messenger RNA from Didymodactylos carnosus, 282 nucleotides. Lineage: Eukaryota; Metazoa; Rotifera; Eurotatoria; Philodinida; Philodinidae. The record is from the annotation of a GenBank genome assembly.
AUGAAGAACACUACUGCAAGCAUGGCAACAGCACGUGAACAGCAUACUGCAAUGCUGCCCAAUUCGAGCAAAGUUCUUGUCACUGGUGGUUACAGACCGUCCGCUUAUCUUACUAGUUGUGAGAUAUAUGAUCCAUCAUCGGGACAAUGGAACACUACUGCAAGCAUGGCAACAGCACGUCAAGAGCAUACUGCAACCCUUCUCAAUUCGAGCAAAAUUCUUGUCACUGGUGGUGAAGAAUCGUCCGGCCAGCUUGCCAGUUUUGAAAUAUACUAUCCUUGA